CUAAGGGGUUAAUCCUCUCCAUUGUGUAAAAAGGAUGUUUGAUCCUGUCUUCUCUGAUCUUCCCUUUCUUCCAGUUUCUCCCUCUUAUCUCCUGAUAAGACAUAUUGUGUAGAGACAUGCACAUGCUCUGUUUGGUGUGUAUUGCUAGAGAGGUUUUUUUUUUUUUUCUUGCGAGAGUGCAUGUGAUCAGUACAGGGCCAAUCAGCACUGUCCAGACAGAGGUCAGGGGUUCUACAAGCUGUAACCAGUGCUCUGCUGAACACUGAUAGAAGUCACAAGAUUGCUAUAUAUUGCUGAUGAGAAAAGGAAUUUAGCAGUUUAUAUUUACUAAAUUAAUUGCAUUUCCAUGU
Molecule: messenger RNA, 350 nt
Organism: Staurois parvus
Lineage: Eukaryota; Metazoa; Chordata; Amphibia; Anura; Ranidae
Source: the annotation of a GenBank genome assembly